Messenger RNA from Cydia strobilella, 6737 nucleotides. RefSeq lists its product as uncharacterized. Lineage: Eukaryota; Metazoa; Arthropoda; Insecta; Lepidoptera; Tortricidae. The coding region runs from base 241 to 3456 and encodes 1071 amino acids. The record is from RefSeq and is a predicted model, not a curated record. The transcript is spliced from 5 exons.
AGCUUAAAAUGGACGCGAAAAAACUUAGCUUGUGUUUUACUUAUUUCAUUGAGAAUUAAGUAAAGUGAAACCUUUAAAAAUCAUAUAAUAAUAGACUGUUUGCAUAUUACGUUAACUACUUUACACAGUAAAAGUGAAAGACAUUAUGUAAACUUAUAAGAAACUUAUUUUGUGUUACUUUUAUUAGUUGUUUGAUUUAUUUAUGCAUAUAGGUUAUAAUAUAAAAUCUAAAUAGAAACUAUGGAAGUUGUGGAAGAGUGUGUGGUUCAGAGUGUUUUAAGCGAGGAAAUGUUAAUUAAUGUUAACGAUGGGACGCCUUGUAUAUCCAGCGCGGCAGACGAGAUUCCGAGGCCGAACGGUGUCGCCGAAACUGGUGCCAUGGCCAACUCUGAUUUAGUGGCGGUGGCCGAGACCACCGUUCAGGAUCAGAUACAGGUCGACAGCACGACGGAUCAUAUGCAUGUGCCAGUAGAUACGAAUAAAAUUAGUGGACUAAUAUCUGUAGAAACUGUAGUUUCUACUGAGGCUAGUGCUGAGGCAGUGCCAUCAACUACUGAAGGCGAUCAUCAACUUAGUACUGAAAACCAAGCGGAAUUGAUUGCCAUCAUCCCAGAGUUGGCUUCUAAAAUACCUGAAGAAAUAUCAGAGUUACUUGUUGGUCAAUCCGAAGAGAUUAUUGAAGAAGUUAUUUCACAAGCAGAGGGAUCGGUUGAAAUUAAUGUAGAAUCUAGUGACCAAGUGACUUUUAAAACUGAAAUAUUAGUUGAGAGGAAUGAAAAUGAUACUAAUGAGAUUGAUAAAAAUGUAGGUCAUGCUGAUGAGCUUGAUGCCUCCAAGAGUAUGCUCAGCGCAUUGAGUGAUGUGCUACACUCAGACAACGUGGAGAACAAUAAUGGCUCUGUGAGACAAGAAGUUUUAAACAAAGAAGAAUUAUUAAACAUUUUGGAAGGCAAUGUUGAACAGGCUGAUGAGCAGUAUAGUAAGAUCAUUCCAGAUGAUCAUAAAAAUGUAAAAACCAUGGAAGCCCAGUUGGCUUUACAACAGUUAACAAGAUUGAAAUCUGCUAAAAGAAGUGUGAGACAAACUCCCCGGAGAAAAAAAUCAGAGAAAAGGCUUUCACAAAAUAGUAGUGAUAAAUCUAAUAAAGAAGAAACCCCAGCAGAUGAAAAUGAGGUGAAUUCUGAUGAACCUAAACCUAAAAAAAUUACAAGGGUGUCAGGCCCAUCUUCUAAGACUUCAGAUGUGGUGGCUUCAGAUGGUAAAACAAGCAAAAAGGAUAAGAAAGCAUCAGAAGAGAAACAAGAAAGUAUGUCUUUGGAAACAAAAAGUAAAAAAAACCGACAUACCGAUUCAGAAAUAACAAUUAAUGAACCCAAAUCAACUGAAGCUAAGAGUAAAAGGAAUAGGAAACCUGUAGACAUAGUUUUGAAACACUCAGAAAGUCCUACUGAAAGUAGGGUAAAAAAAGAAAACCAUAAUGCAUCAACAAUUGCUAAUGAUAUGGAAGUAGAUGAAGAUGACGACACAGAGACUGAUGCUAAUAAAUCAAAUAAUGUUAAGGAUAACAUUGUUAAUGACCUGGUGAGAGAUUGGGAAGAUGAUGAACCAAUAAAAGAUGACGCUGAUGAAAAACUUUUGGAGGAAAGUCAAGGCCUUAUAAAGUCUACUGAAGCUCUUACAACAACAAUAGAAACUGUUGCAGAGUCAGACCGCAUUGAUGGAUCAUCUAUUGAUUCAUCUACUAGUGAUGCUACUGCAACAAAUAAGACUGCAGAUGAUGGUCAGCCCCAGCGCAGGCUUGGUAGAGUUAUUAAGAAAAAAGUCAUAUUUGACCCUGAUAAUCCUGACACAUUCACAAGGGGCAAGCUUCCUGCCAAGCCUAAAGAAGCGUCUUCUGAUAAAGAGCAGCCAGCUCCUAAAAAAAUUAAGACUGAAGUUCAGCAAAGGCCAAAAUCAAAGUCCCCAACAGGAAAAUUGCACUGGAAAAAGCCACCACCGAAAGCUACUAAAGGAAAUAAAAGACUUUCUGAAGUUGACAAGUUAUUAAUGGAUGAGGGUGCUGUAAAUAUGAUAUACCAGCUUACACCUGAAGCUCCUAAAGGUAAAAAGAAUAUGAGAACCAAAGCAGAAUUUAUCAAGAAAAUCCAGAGUUCAACUCCAGAUGGCAAAGAAAUGAAGUUUAGGGAAAGAAAGAAGGAGUGUAUCAAAGAGGAAUCAGAAGCUAAGAAGAUUACAGGUGGAAAGCAAAGGGGAUCUCUGAGUAGUUCAGUUAAGUCAACAGUUGAGGACUUUGAGACUCACAGUGCUGAUGACUCCAUUAUCUACCGUCGUCAUUCUUCAAGCUCCUAUUCUAGCAACUGUAUGAGCCCACUCAGGCUUAACGACCAAGAUUCCAGUGCAUUAUUAGAUGCCUCGCGUUUCUCCCGGCAAAUGUCUGAUAGUCAGAACCUUUCUAAUGCUGAUGAAGAGUCAGUUGACCAAAAAUCUGAAGUAUUCAUGUCUGAUGCGAAUAUAGCAUCACCUAGUGAAGUUAUCAAUAAAAGUGACUGUUUGUCCAUUAAACAAAAGCUGAACUCCAAACUCCAGAAUGUUUUAAACAAAAGGAAACGUGACAAUACAAAGACAGAUAAGCCUGCAAAACAGAAGAAAGUGGCCCCUAAAUAUGACGAAAAUUCUUUUAAGAAGGAGGAAGAACUGCAACUGUCCAAGCUAAAGAACCUGUCUGUGAAAUUUGAUCAUAAUUUAGCAGAAAUUAAUGUAAAACGGAAAGGAGAUCAAUAUACUAUCGAGACUUUGAAAGACCUCGAACUCGCGUUAGCGUACGUUAACAACAAGGAAGACAUUGCCGUGACACUCCUGUCCUCUGAAUGUGGAACACUGUGCUCAUCUAUUGAUUUAAGUCCCCUGCUCACUGAGGAUGUGGAGAUCAGAACUACCAAUGCUGUCUUAUUUGCAGAAACUAUAAGAUCCCUGUUGAGCACAGUGGAGCAGCACAGCAAGGUCCUGUGCUCGGGCGCGAGCGGCGCGUGCUCGGGCGUGGGGCUGGCGCUGGCGGCGCUGGCCGACGUGGCGGUGGCGGGCGAGCGCGCCAGCUUCGCCGUCGGCGGCCUGCUCGUCGGCUCCGCGGCCUUCCUGGCGCACGCCCGCCUGCCGAGACCCACGGUUGACAACUUGAUUGUGUUCGGCCGUAGACUGUCGGCGGAGGAGGCGCAGCAGGCCGGGCUGGUCAGCCGAGUGGUGUGGCCGGAUCAGUUCCACGACACGCUGCGGAGCAUAGCUAGGGACAUCGCCAAACAACCUAGCAGGACUAUCUUGGUGAAGAAGCAACUUUUGGCCAUAAACAGAAGUGAAAAAACAUUCCAAUCGAGUUUGGAGAUGGAACGUGACCUCCUCGUCGAUUAUUGGACGUCCGACGAGGGCAUGGAGGCGCUCCGAGCUAGCCUGGACACAGCCUAGCCUAACUCUUAACAGCCAUGCUACGGAGACAAUACGUCAAUGUAAAUUAAGAACUCUAUUUAGAAUUUAAUCAUAGCCAGUAGUUAAUAUACAUAAAUUGUGGCACUGAAUUAUUUGAAAACUACAUGUGUUUGAAAAAAUAUAUGUAUAUCUAUGUUUAAGUAAAACAUUUUGUUAAAUAUUAUUGGUACUGAGGUUGUUUUCAAUGGACUGCAAUUUAAAUGAAUACACAUUUGAUUAGAAGGUAAAUAACUUCUUAGUUCGUAUGCUUAUUGGCUGUAGUGACAAAAAUAUAAUUUGUUUUUAUCUACUCGGUGUAUGGGUACUUUUGCUGGCUGGUUCUUUUCUGUAACAUUUAUUUCCAUGCCUAUAACACUUUAUUGACAAAGAUUCUUUGACUGUCCCGAAAAACAUUUGUCAAUAAAUGUAUUUCUUUACUAUAUUCAUGUUUAUAAAAUACAAACAAUAAUUGUUUAAGCCUUAUCACUUUCAAAUUUAAACAUGUAUAAGUAAUGAUUUUAAUAAUUAAUUAAUAACUCUUAUAAAUGGUGAAUAUUAUACACGGUGGCUAAAAAAAUUCGCGAUUUCGUGGUUGGUCCCAUAGUAAAAGUAAUAUAAUCCUUACCUCCCUGGCAACGGGAAUGCACUUAUUUUUAGCCACCCUGUAUGUCGUGAGUUGUUGUGGGCGUGAUCCACUUACAAAUAUUUUGAUUACCUAUUACAAUAGUAAACCUUAUAUUAUGUGUAUGUCAGUGCAAAGAUAAAUUAGGUUCACUACCUUGCCUAGGGUAAUCUUAUAUUCUGAACAAAACUGCUUCAUUGAUUUUAGCUCAAAUUAUAUUCCACGGUUAAAACGAAUCGGAUUUAUUUAAAAUGGAGCAGUUUUUGACGGACUAGGUGUUAUUAGAUUUAAUUACAUUAUGUUAUGUUAUCUAGGAGGAUAUAACCAAACGGAAACGCCACGUCUGUAAUUUUCUGUACAAAAAACUCUGCCGAUUUUUGCGGGGGAGGGGAACGCCUGUUAAUGGCUACUCCGUUUGGUUUUAUCCUCCUAGUAUGUUAUAGAUGAAAUUGUUUAUGUAGUUAUUUCAGAUAUUUUAGUUUAUGAUUAAUCGCAAUAAAAUAUUUGCGCGUAAAAUUUACAAAAACGAUAUUGUGUUCCUCUCUUCUUUUUAUUUAACGUGAUGUGCGGAAAUCCUGGUUAUGUACUUGGGGGUUCAUACAAGAUUGAAUAAAUUAAAUUGUUAUUUACAAUAAACCAAUUGUCAUAAUAAGUGGGUACAAUUAAAUAGUAUAUUACAUACAUACCUAAUAUAACUGCCCAGUAUAGUAAGAUAUGUCUCCUCGGCUAAUAAUAACAUGUGAUCUGGCUUCCAUUUUUACUGACCGAGGUGUGUCUACUACUUUUCUGUUCGAUGGAGCCGGAGCGGCAACUAGGUUUAGCGCAGCGGCCGAAACUUGACGCUUUCCGGCCGGAGUGCAGAAAAUAUAAUAGUUUCACAUUACGACCAAAGUCAAUAGGUACAGUCAGCAACACUAUUGGCCUGGCAGCCUGCAUAUAAAAAUGUAUGCAGGGGUGCUAAGCUAACAGUUUAGCUGAGUGUACUAACAGCAACACUUUCAGCCGACCAUCGGUGGACCUUAUAUCUUUGCAAUAAAGUUGAUGAGUUGUCAGUGAACAGUGCAGACCAUGGGACUGUGAAUUUAAUAUUGAAGUACCAUGUCGUUAAAAGCACUUUAUUGGAAUUACGAAAAUGACAUGUUUCUAAGCGCCACUUGCACCAUUAACUAACCCGGGGUUAACCGGUUAAACCUGGAGUUACCAUGGAUACCAGUACAAUUUGACACCGGGUUAACGCUUUAGCCGCUUAACCCCGAGUUAGUGGCCUAAAUAGUAUUAAACCGAAACUUCUUACGUUUACUUUAAAAUAUUAGCAAUUUAUUGAAUUACAGUGAUUUCAGUUAUUCUAAAUUAGGUUCUACGUAGGCGCCUGUGCUUAGAGCAUAGCAACAGUUGCGAAACUUAUAUUCCGCACAUUUUGGCUGUCCUCUUUAAUUUUGCCUGUCUAUCGAAAUACGCCUUGAAUUGGACGAAAAAAUCGAUAAUUAUUGAAUAAGUACCUAUAGUUGGUCAAGCAUAUCUUGUCAGUAGAAAAAGGCGCGAAAUUCAAAUCUUCUAUGGGACGAUAUCCCUUCGCGCCUACAUGUUUUAAAUUUGCCGCCUAUUUCUACUGACAACAUUUGCUUGACGAACUAUAGUGGCAUUCCUUUGUUCGAUUGUAAUUAUAAUUAUCGUUUAAUUUUCUAGAUUUAAUUUUACUGUGUCUAUUACCUUCUUAAUAGUGCAAUCUCGAGUCUGUUUAAGACGAAAGGUAAACACUGUAAUGGUUGUUAAAAGCAUGAUUUCUAAUUCCACCUUAAUGCCAGCGUCUCAUCAAGUCAACAGUACUCUAUCUUUUCCCUAAGAACAAUUGACAAUUGUUUCAACCAAUGACUUUUUUUAAAAAUGGAUACGCUCCAAGCGUCAAGCACAAGACACAAAAUACUUCAAUCGUCGUCUUGCCUGAGCAGUGCACAGACGGCGUAUGAUUAUCACUGCUUAUAAUAUCAUUGUAGUAACCCUAAUGUAUUGUCUUCACCUUAUAAAACAGUACCUCGCCGCGUCUGUCUGUCUGUAUGUUCGCGAUAAACUCAGAAACUACGGAACAGAUUAUCAUGCGGUUUUCAUCUACCAAUAGAAGGAUUCUUAGGAAGGAAGGGUUUAGUUCUAUAAUUUGUUAAGAUUUUGUGUAAUCCGUGCGAAGCCGGGGCGGGUCGCUAGUACUUUUAUAAUUUAUACAUAUAAAUAAAGUGCCUUUCUUAAAAUAUCAUUGUUUUAACACUGUAGUUAGAUUAAGGUAUGAACUACACCUAGGUGAAUGCGCAUUCAGGCUGUCCCCAUAAAGACUGUAAGCCAGUAUACAUUACCCAAAGCCAAAAAAGGCACCAUAUUGUUUUGUUGCAAAGUUAUUAUAAAAUUAUACAAAUCACAUCAAUAGUUUCUACUUCAAUUUUCACAUUGUUUCAUCUUUAUAUUGCAUCUAAAUCGCAAAUAAAUCUGUGCCCUGUUUCUGAAUAAUAGCCUUAAUAAUUAUAUGUAAUUAAUUUGGAUAUAAGCUAAAUUAUGACUGUCAGUUUUUGUAUAUUAUUAAAUCUAAACAUUUAUGUUUACCUACUUGAUCACUUAUACUGUUAUAUUUAGUUCGUUUAAAUGGUUGAAUAAAUCGUAUUUUAUUGUCGCA